AUGGUUGGCUUCAAUUACCUCUUGCCUGCCCUGAUUUUUAAUCUCAAAAUAUGGAAUACAAACAUCAUCGGUCCGCUUGAAGAGGGUGUGACGGCCUUCAACGGCCAGUCUCGGGGUACUGUCACAUCUGUGCAUGGGUACAAUACGACUGUAAAUGGCACCGUCAUUCACAUGGACGACUUCUUCAGCCUGUACCCCGACAACAAAACCUACGCCAUUAGCCCGCGCGGUCUCUUCGUCACCGAGGAUGGAGUUAAGAUUGGUGUUGAAGCGAGUGGUUACUUUGACAACAUCCCUCAUGUUCAAGCUAUUUUCAACAAGGAACCCGGUGUUAACGGGACGGACUUUGGAGAGAUUCCCUCUGGGUCCGUCUGGACGUUUAAGACUGGUCACCCAAAGUAUAAAGAUCUCGGCGAAUCGAUGUUUGUAGGUAAUUUCCGACUUUUCCCUGGUGACGCCGAUAACUCUUCCUUCUUCAAUGUCGAGUAUCGAUUGGCCAAAAUCCUUCCGGGACCUCCCUGUAAAUAG
Molecule: messenger RNA, 528 nt
Organism: Xylona heveae TC161
Lineage: Eukaryota; Fungi; Ascomycota; Xylonomycetes; Xylonales; Xylonaceae
Exons: 5
Coding region: 1-528 (175 amino acids)
Source: RefSeq, a predicted model, not a curated record